This is a messenger RNA of Cooperia oncophora, 207 nucleotides long. The record is from the annotation of a GenBank genome assembly. Lineage: Eukaryota; Metazoa; Nematoda; Chromadorea; Rhabditida; Trichostrongylidae.
AUGCUGAGUUUCUCUCAAGAAGAUGAAGCACGUAAGGUGCGAUCUGACGGGAAUAGGAUUAUAUACGUUGUUGUUGGAGCUAAUAGCCAUGAAUACGAGAGUCGAAAGAACAAGAUUAAUGAUAUGGCCGGGGGCUCUCACAACGUGAUAUACGCCGGCGGAUUCGAUCACAAUCCCGGAUUAGCCAUUUUGAUGUACGAGAUGUAG